AGUUCAUUCAAUACCUGUGUAGAAUAUAUAUAUUUAGAGAGAGAAAUCUAGUGAUCAGAGAUGGCGAUGAAGCGUUUAUCAGCGUCUGCGAUCCGUGCGUUUACCUCGUCGGGAAAUUCUAAACAAUCGGCUUUAUUAACCAGACGCAUCCAUGAUCAAGCAUCUACUGGGAGCCAAAAGAUAGUGGGGGUAUUUUAUAAGGCUAAUGAAUAUGCAGUAAAGAACCCUAAUUUCCUAGGAUGUGCUGAAAAUGCUUUGGGAAUCAGCAAAUGGUUGGAAUCACAAGGUCAUCAGUAUAUUGUUACUGAUGAUAAAGAAGGACCCAACUCUGAAUUGGAAAAGCAUAUCUCUGAUAUGCAUGUGUUGAUAACAACGCCAUUUCAUCCUGCAUACGUUACUGCGGAGAGGAUAAAAAGGGCGAAAAAUCUGAAACUUGUACUCACAGCUGGAAUUGGUUCUGAUCAUGUAGACUUGAAAGCAGCUGCGGCUGCUGGGUUAACAGUUGCUGAGGUUACUGGUAGCAAUGUUGUGUCGGUUGCUGAAGAUGAGCUGAUGAGGAUUCUGAUUUUGGUUAGGAACUUUAUACCUGGUUAUACUCAGGUGAUUAAUGGUGAAUGGAAUGUUGCUGGUAUUGCUUACAGAGCUUAUGAUCUUGAAGGAAAGACUGUUGGAACAGUGGGUGCUGGACGAAUUGGGAAGCUUUUACUUCAAAGGUUGAAACCUUUCAACUGUAAUCUUCUUUAUCAUGACAGGUUGAAAAUGGAACCUGAAUUGGAGAGUCAAAUAGGUGCAAAGUUCGAAGAAGACCUUGAUUCCAUGCUUCAGAAAUGUGAUAUCGUCGUAAUCAACACUCCCCUAACUGAAAAAACAAAAGGGAUGUUUGAUAAAGAGAAGAUCUCGAAGAUGAAAAAGGGUGUUCUUAUAGUUAACAAUGCAAGGGGAGCAAUCAUGGAUACUCAAGCUGUUGUUGAUGCUUGUUCAAGUGGACAAAUUGGAGGGUAUAGUGGAGAUGUUUGGUACCCACAACCAGCACCUAAGGACCAUCCAUGGAGGUAUAUGCCUAACCAGGCUAUGACCCCUCACAUUUCUGGCACAACAAUUGAUGCCCAGAUUCGAUAUGCGGCGGGGACAAAGGAAAUGUUGGAGAGGUACUUCAAGGGAGAAGAAUUCACACCCGAGAAUUACAUCGUAAAGGAAGGGGAACUCGCGAGCCAGUACCGUUAAGUUAAGUCGAUCUCAACAGAAUGGAUGAAAGUUGUCCCAUUUUGAGUUAGCUGUCUUUUGUUUUUGUUUAGUUUUGGGUUGUAUUUAUAAGGCUCUUUUAGAGAAUUGCAAACUAAUGGGUCCUGGUAUGUUGUUCCUUCUAUAGUGGGGACACAAAUAAAAAUUUCAAGAGCUUUUGGA
Messenger RNA from Impatiens glandulifera, 1404 nucleotides. Its product is annotated as formate dehydrogenase, mitochondrial. The record is from RefSeq and is a predicted model, not a curated record. The coding region runs from base 61 to 1224 and encodes 387 amino acids. NCBI's taxonomy places the organism in Eukaryota, Viridiplantae, Streptophyta, Magnoliopsida, Ericales, Balsaminaceae. Gene Ontology annotation, cellular component: chloroplast; mitochondrion. The transcript has 6 exons. Gene Ontology annotation, molecular function: oxidoreductase activity, acting on the CH-OH group of donors, NAD or NADP as acceptor; NAD binding; formate dehydrogenase (NAD+) activity.